AUGGUUGAUCAAAUUGUUUUUAAGGGGAAUAUGUCAAACCGAAAUGGACCAGGAAAUAGUCAUUUUCUGGAAGAAAUCGACGAAGAGGAUGAUGGUGGGGUUAAACCCCCAAACGAAGAGCCAAGCGUUUCUACGGAGAGCAAGGAACCAAUGAAGCCUGCUCCAGAAGACAAAAAAGCCGCCCCAGAAGAGAAAAAGAAGUAUCGGGUUCAUCCAACGAUGCAGAAUUUGCCGUUAGCCAGAAGUAACUCAUCGACAAGUCUCUCAAAAGCAGAAGCUGUUGAAAAAUACUACGAACGAAAUGCGCAUACUGUAUCUGGCAUUCACAAAAAUCAAGACACUUUCGGACAACUGCAAAAGAGAUACAAGCCGAAACAAGAUGCAGUCAGUGUGCUCAGCAGUCCAGGAGCACUUGGGGAAACAGUUUUGCCAACUCCCAGACAUUUCGAUCGAUCCAUGUAUUGGUUUGCAUUCCAUCGGAAACAGAUUGGUCUUCGACAUAUUAUAGUGGCAUUGAUGGUUUUGUCGUAUACUAUUUUUGGAGCAUUUAUGUUUUGGAGUGUUGAGAGCAGAUAUGAGAGAGCGAUUACCUUGGAACGAAUGACGAAUCUCGAGGAACUUCUUGGAAAGAUUUCUGAAAAUAUCACUGAGAUUGUGAACGAUCCAAAAACGAACACGACGGAGUCAGAGAUGAAAGCUUAUAUCAGGGAUGCCUACUUAACACUGAUGAAACUAGAAGGACAGUACAAAGGUUCGACGUACUACAAACUAGAAGACCACGGACGCAACUGGAAAUGGACAUUCGAAAGUGCAUUUUUCUUCAGUAUGAAUGUUUACACAACAACUGGAUACGGGUCGAUUGCGCCAGAAUCAACACUCGGACAACUAUUAGUUUGUAUUUACGGAUUCAUUUUUGUGCCAGUUACACUGGUGGCUCUUCGUGACUUGGGACAGUUCUUCUUGGUGCAUUUGACAAAAUUAUAUGCUCAGUUGAUACAGAGAAUGAGAGAACUAAACGGUGACCGUACUCUGGACGUCAACGAAAUCAUCAAAAUCCCCAUCAAAGCAUGUCUCCUUCUUCUUGCUCUCUACCUAGCAUUCUGCACCAUCUUCAUCCACUUUUUCGACGAGUUCAGUGGCCAAGAAUCAGGAACCGGAAUGUCUCUAUUUCUCUGUUUCUACUUCUCAUUCAUCUCGUUGAGUACGAUUGGGUUGGGUGAUAUCAUGCCCAACAAUGCUACGUUCUCUCCUAUCAUCUCGAUAAUGUUCUUCUUCGGUAUGGCACUCACCAAGGUCGUCAACAGGAACACAUUUAUUGCUGUGGAGAAUGGAAUUUUCGGUGCUCUUACUCUUGUGGAGAACAAACUCGAUGGAAUUGUUCGUCGUGGAAAGGUGAUGCCAGAAGAAAAAGAGAAAAAACCAACGAAGCAACCAUCAGCUCCUCAUCCACCACAUAUCCAAAGGGCGUUGAGUGUAGAAGACUAUGUUGCUGCCCAGAGAGAAAAUACGAAUGAUGUUCUGAACAACUUCACUGUCCGAUCAAUUGCUACCUUCAUGAAAUCGAAUACUGACAUUUAUGGAGGAGGAUUUGGAAGAGUUCAAUUGAGACGAGGAGAUUUGAUGGGAAGUGAUCAUCAGAUGACAACGACUUCAAUCGAUAAUAAGCCGCCGAAUCAGCAAGAUUCUGCAGUUUAG
Molecule: messenger RNA, 1695 nt
Organism: Caenorhabditis briggsae
Lineage: Eukaryota; Metazoa; Nematoda; Chromadorea; Rhabditida; Rhabditidae
Gene: Cbr-twk-34
Product: Protein CBR-TWK-34
Exons: 8
Coding region: 1-1695 (564 amino acids)
Biological process (GO): potassium ion transmembrane transport; stabilization of membrane potential
Cellular component (GO): membrane
Molecular function (GO): potassium ion leak channel activity
Source: RefSeq, a predicted model, not a curated record